ACUGUAAACUCUUCUGAAUGCCAGUAAGUACCGUGAACCGCUAACUGCCGCUAACCGAAGCUCAGUUAGCCUCAAGGUUAUUCAGUUUUUAAAAUAUUCGAUCCAACAUUUACGUUAAAGAACUUAUAAGUCUGAUUUCUACACCAAUUUUUAUACAAUAAUCAAUAACAGAUUUAAAUAAAUAAUACCUACAAAAUGGCAAACUCUGAUAGCCCAUCAUUAAAAGAUCUACCAAAAGUGUCAAUGGAUUUGAAAAGUGAAUUGGAAGGAUUUAAACAUGACUGUAUGAAGAAGGCUGAAACUGCUAUCAAAAAUGUGUUACCUUCUGCUGAAGAUGUACGACAAGAGAGACAACAUUCAGAUUUGUGCCAUGGUGUGGAGACGUUUCAGACAACUACGCUGAAACACGCUGAUACAAAAGAGAAAAUUGUUUUGCCCAAUGCAGGAGAUGUUGCUGCUGAGAAGACGCAGCAAACUCUCAUUGCUGGAAUAGAAAAGUUUGAAUUAGCAAAGUUGAAACAUACUGAAACUCAAGAAAAGAAUCCUCUUCCUGAUAAAACUGCAAUCGAGCAAGAGAAAGGAAAACAGCAAUUUAUUUCUGGUAUUGAGAACUUCGAUCUAGCCAAGUUGAAGCAUGCUGAAACAUUGGAAAAGAAUGUUUUGCCUACCAAAGAGACUAUUGAUGCUGAGAAGAUCAUGGCUUAAAUAUCAUCAUCUGUGUUAAUUCGAGAAAAAAAGAAAUGCCGGUUGUGUGCGAGCAGCAUUUUUAUAUUUAGGAAAAAAAGAGGACAAUGUCGGUGAAUUUUUUUAUAAUUUGUUUAUAAUAUCAGAAGACACACACGUGCAUCAACAAUGUUGGCUACAGACAUAAACAAUUUGGCCAGUAUUUAUUCAAAACAAUUGGUGCAAUUUCUAGACAUGCGUAUUUUCAUAUUUCUAUUCAUAUAUGAGGGCUAUUUAGGAGUUAGAGUAUGUAAUUUUAAUUGAGUAAGAAUGAAUCAAUCGAGUCUAUCAAUAA
Messenger RNA from Chelonus insularis, 1018 nucleotides. It is a transcript of the gene cib, whose product is annotated as thymosin beta cib. Gene Ontology annotation, cellular component: cytosol. Lineage: Eukaryota; Metazoa; Arthropoda; Insecta; Hymenoptera; Braconidae. Gene Ontology annotation, molecular function: actin monomer binding. The coding region runs from base 196 to 705 and encodes 169 amino acids. The record is from RefSeq and is a predicted model, not a curated record. Gene Ontology annotation, biological process: actin filament organization. The transcript is spliced from 6 exons.